Messenger RNA from Brachypodium distachyon (stiff brome), 739 nucleotides. Its product is annotated as dirigent protein 2. The record is from RefSeq and is a predicted model, not a curated record. The transcript has a single exon. The coding region runs from base 95 to 589 and encodes 164 amino acids. Lineage: Eukaryota; Viridiplantae; Streptophyta; Magnoliopsida; Poales; Poaceae.
GCACAAGUAGUAUGAUCCACCAGCAAUUCAGCUGCGGCGUUGCAUCUUCUUCCUUCCUCCUUCAGGCUGUUGCGCCUCGUCUCCUGCUGUGGCCAUGUCGACGCCGGCCCCUGUUGCCGCUGCCGGCGACGAUAACGGGCUGACGCACAUCCGCCUGUACAUGCACGAGACCAUAGCCGGGCCGAAGCCCACGCUGGUGACGUCCGUGAAGUCCCCGCUGGGCGGCAACGCGACGUUCGGGUCCGUGGGCGUCCUGGACAACGAGCUGCGUGACGGGCCGGACCCCAAGAGCUCCACGCUUGUGGGCCGGUUCCAGGGCUUCUUUGCCGAGGCCGGGCUGGUGAGCCCGCCGGGCCUGCUGUCCGCGAUGAACAUCGUGUUCACGGCCGGUGAGAGGAGCGGAAGCAGCCUGGCCUUGCUGGGCUCCGUGCCGAGCUUCGGGGCCCCGGUCGAGCGCGCCUUGGUUGGCGGCACCGGGGACUUCAGGAUGGCGCGUGGCUACUCUGUUAUGGUAGAUAUGGGAAACCCCACGCCGGAGACCGCACUCUUUCAGCUUGAUCUGUUUGUGCAAAUGCAUCAUGUAGCUUGAUCAUUUCUCCGUUAUAUAUAUCAUAUAUUAUGUAGCAUGUCUUCGCUGUAUAAGGCAUGUUCAUCCUGUGAAGCUCUCAAAAUGUUGUUGAACAAUAAUUUAUAACAGGAGGAUUGAUGGGAAAUGUCAAGAAAAUUAGUUUUAUAUUGA